Messenger RNA from Brassica napus (rape), 1171 nucleotides. RefSeq lists its product as uncharacterized. Bases 593 to 970 code for a protein of 125 amino acids. The transcript is spliced from 6 exons. The record is from RefSeq and is a predicted model, not a curated record. Lineage: Eukaryota; Viridiplantae; Streptophyta; Magnoliopsida; Brassicales; Brassicaceae.
AGCACACGUGUCUAAGACUCGAACUCUCUGGAGCGGAUACGAUAUACGGGAAAGGCACUUGGCAUCACUCUAAUUUUGUUAUUUCCUUCACUGAUGGCUCACCCCUUGGGUUUGCAAUGGUAAAAAUCCUCUAACUUCACACCGCCAUUGGCUUUCGAGGGUUUGACGGAAAUGAAGCGACCGAGGAGGAGUGGCGGAGCGAGCGGCGCAGGAACCAACCGGUCUACAGUUUCUCUGAUGUUCUUGAGAGAUGUAAACAGGAAGAAGUUGCGAGCAAGGCAAGAUCUUUUGACAAGAUGAAAAGUGAAGCCGAGAAUUGCAGCUUAACGCGAGGUGAUAAACUCUGCAAUGAGAAAAAAAUGGAGUUUGAGGGUGCAACUUAUACAAAGGCAUGUCCUUCAUUGCUUAGACUAGAAUGCUUGGUUGGCUUUUCUAGUCUGUGUGUUUAGCACUGAUCUUAGUUGCUAUUUAAUGUCUGUGUACCUUCAAAGAAGGCAACAAGAAGAAGAAGCAGCAGAGCCCGUGGGCGGAAGAGAGCUGCACAAGAGAUUCCCCUCCCCUGCCUUGAAAAUUUAGAUUUUGCAGAAGAAGAAUGGCGGAAGAACAACUUUACCAGCAGAUGUACCAGCUCGGAGAUGUGCUCAACGAAGCCACUGAUAGCUAUUUCUCCAGUUUAGGAUCUGAUGGAGUGGAUGGCUUAGCUUCAGCCACACUGAACAUCAUAGUUGAAGAAGCAUACCGCAUUAGGGAUUUGAGAACCGCUGAAAAGAACCUCCAGACUACUGCCUCCAACAUUGGGAAAAAGGAUCAAAUGCACAGUUUGAAUAAAAACAAGAAGAGAAUUCAGGAGCUGACUACCGCUCUCGCCUUGCGUCCAGACACUGCUGCCAACGCUGGUCAGAUCGCGCACUGGACGAGGGAGAAAGAGGCUUGUGAAACACGUGUAGCUAACAUGGAGCAGAACAACUGACCAACCCCCACGUAUGCAUUUCUAAAAAGACUAUACGAUGCAUCUCUAGACUUUUAAGAAAAUUUCCUUCUAUGCAAAAUGUUGACAAUGUUUUAGCUUUGUGAUCGUACGGUUCCAACAAGGUAUUUGCAUUGUGGGUUGUGGCUUGGAACCAUUCCCACUUGUGAAUCCAUUUACAAGGAUUUAGACAUGAACCAUAAA